Molecule: messenger RNA, 3233 nt
Organism: Frieseomelitta varia
Lineage: Eukaryota; Metazoa; Arthropoda; Insecta; Hymenoptera; Apidae
Product: tubulin alpha-1 chain-like
Exons: 3
Coding region: 424-1767 (447 amino acids)
Biological process (GO): microtubule cytoskeleton organization; mitotic cell cycle
Cellular component (GO): microtubule; cytoplasm
Molecular function (GO): structural constituent of cytoskeleton; GTP binding
Source: RefSeq, a predicted model, not a curated record
UUUUGUUCAAUUGGCUUACGUGUUGGCUAGCAAAAGCUCGUCCUAGCUACGAUAUGCUAUUUAUAUCCGUUUAUUAGAUUUAAUCUUAAGUGCGACCUAACUGAGAGCGAACUUGUUAAAAUAAUUUCUUACGUCCACCCUGUUACUUUUAAAUUUAAAAAAAUACAUUGAGCGAGCAAAAAUUUACCAUCAAGUUGAGAAGCUGGUUACUGAAAAGCACUGAAAAAGGAAAAUAGAUUUUUCUGAUGAUUAUUUGUAAUUAAACUUGGGAACAUUUCGAGACGAUUCAAAGUGGAAGAUAUAAGAGGCCGACGACCGUUCUUGCAUCAUUAAGUUUCAAUCGUUCAAAGAAGCGGCACCCAUUUUUUGUGUAUACCUGUUAUUCGUCACCAAAAAAUUGUGUUUUAUUUUUACGUAAUUGAAAUGCGUGAGUGUAUAUCUAUUCACGUCGGUCAAGCUGGCGUUCAAAUUGGAAAUGCUUGUUGGGAACUUUAUUGUUUGGAGCAUGGGAUACAACCGGACGGACAAAUGCCAUCAGAUCAGUUUGGCGGCGAUGAUAGUUUUAGUACUUUCUUCAGCGAAACUAGCUCUGGAAAACAUGUGCCCAGGGCAGUAUUUGUUGAUUUGGAACCUACAGUAGUAGACGAAGUCCGAACUGGGAUAUACAAGCAUCUUUUUCAUCCGGAACAAUUGAUCACUGGCAAGGAAGAUGCAGCAAAUAAUUAUGCUCGUGGUCAUUACACAGUUGGCAAAGAAAUUGUCGACUUGGUUAUUGAUCGAGUGCACAAAUUGGCGGAUCAAUGUACCGGGUUACAGGGAUUUCUUAUUUUUCAUUCGUUCGGCGGUGGUACUGGAUCAGGAUUUGCUUCUCUGUUAAUGGAGCGUCUUUCCGUUGACUAUGGAAAAAAGUCCAAGUUAGAAUUUGCCAUAUAUCCAGCUCCGCGAGUUUCUACGGCAGUUGUUGAACCCUACAAUUCCAUUCUUACUACUCAUACGACUCUUGAGCAUUCAGAUUGUGCUUUUAUGGUUGAUAACGAAGCAAUCUACGAUAUCUGCCGACGUAAUCUGGAUAUCGAGAGACCAACUUACACCAAUCUUAAUAGAUUAAUCGGACAGAUUGUCUCUUCAAUAACAGCUUCAUUGCGAUUUGACGGUGCUUUAAACGUAGACUUGACCGAGUUUCAAACGAAUUUAGUUCCUUACCCAAGAAUUCAUUUUCCUUUGGUUACGUAUGCUCCUGUAAUAUCCGCUGAAAAAGCAUAUCACGAGCAACUCUCAGUCGCAGAAAUCACUAACGCAUGCUUUGAGCCAGCGAAUCAAAUGGUCAAAUGCGAUCCCAGGCACGGAAAGUACAUGGCUUGUUGUAUGUUGUAUAGAGGAGACGUUGUCCCAAAGGAUGUGAAUGCUGCGAUCGCUAUGAUCAAAACGAAGCGAACGAUACAGUUUGUCGAUUGGUGCCCCACCGGAUUCAAAGUUGGUAUAAAUUAUCAACCACCAACGGUUGUACCGGGUGGAGAUCUAGCCAAGGUGCAACGUGCUGUUUGCAUGUUAUCUAAUACAACGGCUAUUGCUGAAGCUUGGGCUCGUCUUGACCAUAAAUUUGAUCUCAUGUAUGCUAAAAGAGCUUUUGUUCAUUGGUACGUUGGUGAGGGCAUGGAAGAGGGUGAAUUUUCUGAAGCCCGUGAGGAUCUUGCAGCUCUUGAAAAGGACUAUGAAGAGGUUGGAUUAGAUUCAACUGAUGUGGAAACAGAUAACGACGAAUACUGAAUAUUUUCCUCCCAUUCUUUAGUUCUUCUGUCCAUUCUUCAUUAAUGUUCUCGAUUCGAUUCAUCAUCUAAUUUCGAUUCUCGCACCUCUUCUUUAUCUUUUCUAAAAUUUCUACUCCCCGAGAAAUCUUAAGCAUAUAAAUAAAUUUGAUAUUACAAGAAGAAAAGACAAUUGUAUAUAAAUUUUGAAAAGAAAGUAUAAUGUUCUGUUAUAAGAGAUAUGAUUAAAAAAUAUACAUGAUAUAUAUAUGUAUAUGAGACGCAUAAUGUACUUACAUACAAUAACUUGACUAGGGGCGGCACAAGAGGGAAUAAGGAUAUAUUUGGAAUAAAGAAAUUGAAAAUGAGAAGGCAAAAUCAUACAUAAGGAUUUAUCCCAGAUAUUUUCUCGUCAAUCAGAGACGUAUUUCUUUUGUUUUGUUUUAUUGCAUUACACAAACGGGGCUGGGGAGGCAAAAUUAAAUAGCGGAUUAAAUAGUUCAGCGCGACGCUUUAACAAAUUAAAAACGUAAAAACAUUAACAGUACAAUAUAGUUUCUUAUCGUACUUAGACGUAAUGCGAUGGCAGUCUUGAGUCCUGGAAAGAUGCUGUGAUUGUUGCACGGUUAUUUCAAUUUGAAAUUUUCUAUGUUCUAUUUCCUAUUUUCUAUUUUCAUUCGUCUCCGGUAUAUGCAUUUUUUUUUUUUUUUUUUGACUCGUUUUGCGAUCUUCGACUCUUCUCUGUCUCGCGACUUAAUCUUCAUUCGAUAAUUGUUCUUUUAUUUGCGAUAAGCUUUAGCUCGUGGCAGUGUCUGGAAAAUAGAAAAUCGAAAGGGAAACCUUUCAUAAAGUACGAUUCGCAAUAACGCCAAUUCUCAUUAUUUACUUUCUCAUUAUUUGUAUUUGUGAUGCAUCAUAAAACAAAUAUCGAGUAAACAGUAGGAUUUUCAAAAAUCAGUGAACAAAAGAUGAGUUGCACAUAGUUCCGAACAAUAAUAUGUUAUCGUAAUAAAUAAAUAAAUACCGUCAUAGCAAUCAUGAUUUUCUAACUGGCGACUAUAAAAUAUGAAAUCUAAGAUUGCUGCAACUAUGCAAAUUACAGUAGCAUCAAUAGCCCUUCUACACUAUAAUAUAGUAGUAAUAAUAAUGACAUAUUCUGACAUAGAAAUUUCCAGCCUACCUUUCUUCUUUGAACUUCUUACAACUAGUAUUUCCUCAGUAUGGAAAUUAAUGAUACAGGUCGCAAAAUAAUUAUUCCGAUAAACGACAAAACAAGUAUAAAAAAUUGUUGCUCACGUUUCUAAAAAAUUUUAUUCGCGCGAUAUAUUAAUCGUAUAUAUAAUAUAAUCAUUUCAAAGCAACAAAAUUAAUUGACAAAUGGAACAUCGAUUUACGGUGUUUUUGCAAUGUGAAAAUUAAUUGAUAAGAAUCGACAAUUGUAAAAAAUAAGAUCGGCACAUAAUUAAAAGGCACGAAUAAAAAUAUCAA